GCGCCCAAAACCGUUUUCUUUCUUUCUUUCUCUUACCUUUUAUUUCUCUCUCUCUUCUUUCUUCUCAACGCACUCUCUUCAAUUCUCAUUUCAUUUUACUUCUCCUUCUCUCUCAUUCUCUUGCGAUCCACACUGUAUGUUAACCAUUAGUCUCUCCAGCUUCUUUACAACAUUUGAAAACCUCUUCCAAUCCAACUGACAUUCCGUGUAUAUGAUUUGUGAAUACCUUUAGUUUUAUUUGUUUAUCUUUUACCAUCUCAAUCUCACCUAAUACAUCAACUCAAUUACAUCAUUAACCGAUUCUCUUCAACAAUUUUCGAAUACAUAAUAUUAUAUAAUUUAUAUAAUCUAAGAUGAAUUCUCUCAAUUGUAUUGCUUUAAUAAUCAUCAGUCUAACUGCUUUUACUUCAGUAACCGUUGAUGGACUCGAAUGCUGGAUGUGUAAAGGAAACAUAAAUCCUGGUUGCAAUAGUCCAUUUGUUGGUCAAGUAUUUGCCAAAAAAAAGUGCGCUGAUAAUGAAAAGGUUUGCCUGAAGAUAACACAAAAUGUUAAUGGUGAAACUUUCCAUGUCCGUAAAUGUGGAGUUCUUGAUCCAAGUCUACCGGAAACACCAGAAUCCAUGGGCUGUAAGGACGUCAGCGACAGGGGAUUACCCACCGUCGAGGAAUGUAUCUGUAAUACCGACGGAUGCAAUGGAUCAGGCCGAUUAAUAGCCUUCGGCGUUAUCUCAGUUUUACCGUUAAUCAUUUACUCUCUCCUGAUAGCUUAGAAUUAGCAUUUAAUCUAAUUGAUUCCAUCCCUCUGAUCAGUAUUAAUUUGAACUUCUUUUCCUCGAUAAUUAUUAUUAUCAUCGUCUCUCUAUUUGUGAUAAUCAAUUUGUUCAGGAUUUUGAGUUCGUGUCAAGUAUUAUUAUUAAUAUUUUUUUCUUGCUUCUUAAUUUAGUUAAGGGAUUUGCUCAACAGUUAAUUUGAUUGACUGGUUAAUUAACAGUUAACGUUAAAGAAAGUAUGAUUCAGAUUAAUUAGUUAGGAUAAUUGUGAGAACAACAAAUUUACUGUUUAAUUUAAUUAUCUUUUCUAAUUGCUGAUCUAAAAGAGCCUCAACAAUCAACUAAUAAUUCCAAUGAAUCUCAAUGUAAUAUUUUUGUUUCUCUCUCACGAUUCCAAUUGUUGCUAAUUGUUUUAAUCACAAUCAAACUUUAAUCAAGAAUCAAGAUCCAUCCUCUUUUUAUUCAAUUGACAAUUUAAUUGAUUUAAUUUGAUACAAAUUUGAUUUUUUCAUUGUACACAAAAACAAAACAUCUCGAUUAAAUUAUCAAAUUGUUAUCACAAUCAAUUUGAUUAAUCAUCUAGCAAAUAACAUCUCAUUUUAAAUCAGUUAAAUGCUAAUUGAAAUUUACAACAAUUAACAAAUUGAUCAGCAAUCUAAUGGCAAUUUAAUUUAUUUCUGCCAAAUCUUAUUCACAAUCUGACACAAUUAAAGCUAUUUAAUUGUUUCAUUGCAUGUUAAUCAUUUCCAGACACUAAUUAACUAAUCAUCAAGGUGACCAAAGGAUUAAUCUGAAAAAUUAGCAAAACAAUCAACUAAAUUGUUCAGAUCAAAUCUAUAAAUACAAGAUUUAAUUGAUUAACUCAAUCAAUUGAUUAAGCAAUUAAAACUUUCUAUAUCAAUUUCAAUGUUAGUUAAUUUAAUAGCUUUAAAACUAGCAAUUUAAUUUAAUUACUUUAUUUUACUUUACAAUAAUCAAGCAAAAAGUUAAUGAAAGUUAAAUCAAUUAAUGAUUAAAUCACGCAAUUAACAAAAUAAUAAGUGAAACUGAUCAUGCAAACAAUUAAAUCUGAUCAAGACAAAAUCUCGUAGCAAAGAAUCAGUUAAUUGUGAUUAUGAAAGUAAAAUUUACAAGUUUGAUUAUCCGAAAGUGAUGUUACAAUUAACUUAAUCAUCUCAUUAAUUGUAUUAAAUUGUUAUAAAAUAAUGGACGAUGAACCAAAUCAACGUACAGAUUAUUUUCAAAACCAAUUAACUGAUUAUUUCAUUUACUAUACAUUUCUAGAAUUAAACUAUUUGUCUAAAUCAGUUUCUAAUUGUCAUCAUUAUUUAUCAAUUGUUGGUUUGUUAAUUGUUACCUCAUAUGUAAUACGAGCCUUAAUUUUCACCCAAUUUACAAUUAAACCAAUUAUCGCAAUUUACCUUGGUGAUUAUGCCACAAUCCUUGAUAAUAUUCACGAUACCGUUUGGUUUAUUAAUUGUUUAUGGUGUUUGUGUACAAUUUACUGUUGGAAGUUAAUUAAACAAUCAAAUUGUUCAAUUAAAAAGCAGCAAUGGUUUAAAUUGUUAAUCAUGACAAAUCUUUCACCGAUCAAAUCAGUCCGAUUAGCAUUUAAAUUGUCAUUUACUUGCAUGAAAUUAUCAACAAUUGGAGGUAUAUUAUCAGCUUUAUCAUUACAUUUACCACAAUUAGUUAAUUCAGAUCCAUUAAUCUCAUUGGCUACAACAAUUAACGGUUUAAUUGCUGCAUUUGGCUCGUUUAAUGUUGUAACUAAUUGUGUUAAUUUUGGGAUAAUUUUCAGUUUCUAUGCUUUCACAAUUGGUCAAAAAUUUCAAUUGAUUAGUAAAUUGUUUCGAUCGUAUCUUAUUGACCAGUUUAAUUGUGAAAAAACAAUCACAAUCAAAGUGAAUCAGCUGAUUGUUUUACUUCAGGAUGUUAAUCAAACUCUUAAUUUCUGGUCUCAAUUAAAUAGUUGCAUCUUUAUCUGUACAUUUUUUGCUCAAAUUUUAAUUUUAUAUUUAGUUUUUUUCGUCUCGUUAAAUUUGAUCACUCGAACUGUUUUAAUUGCUCUUGGACUGAUUAACUUAAUUUGUGGUCAAUCAGUUACCUUUUUUACUGGAGCAUACGCAAGAAUUAAGUUUGAUGAAUGUCGCAAACAAUUAAAUCGGAUCAUAUUUAUCAGAUCCAAUCAAUUCACAAUUAACUCUAAAAUAAAGCUAAUUGUAAUCUCUGAUUAUCUGAUUGGUCGUAAAUUAUUUACUGUAUUUGAAACUCUUGAGAUGAACAAUUUAAAUUACCUAAUGGUCGCUAUUGAAACCGCUUCUCAUUUACUCCUUGUGAUUAUCAAUUCCAACAAAUCAACAAUCAAAAUUAACCAAUCAACCUCUUGAAGAGGAAAAUAAUCAAUCAACAUGGGCGAUAAUUGUUCUGAUAUUGUAACAAUUAAGUUGUGACUCUUUAAUCAACUGAAUUUGAUUUUUUCUUUGAUUUCUGA
Messenger RNA from Panonychus citri (citrus red mite), 3264 nucleotides. RefSeq lists its product as uncharacterized. Gene Ontology annotation, biological process: regulation of synaptic transmission, cholinergic; sleep; positive regulation of voltage-gated potassium channel activity. NCBI's taxonomy places the organism in Eukaryota, Metazoa, Arthropoda, Arachnida, Trombidiformes, Tetranychidae. The transcript has 5 exons. The coding region runs from base 1976 to 3160 and encodes 394 amino acids. The record is from RefSeq and is a predicted model, not a curated record.